Messenger RNA from Mesocricetus auratus (golden hamster), 5228 nucleotides. It is a transcript of the gene Rnf38, whose product is annotated as ring finger protein 38. The coding region runs from base 137 to 1870 and encodes 577 amino acids. The record is from RefSeq and is a predicted model, not a curated record. The transcript is spliced from 11 exons. NCBI's taxonomy places the organism in Eukaryota, Metazoa, Chordata, Mammalia, Rodentia, Cricetidae.
GCGUCCCCCUCGUGCGGCGGGCCUCCGGAGACCGGGGCGGUUGGGACUCUGGGCGGAAAGGAUGGGUCUUCCGAGGCGCUAGCCGGCUCCUGCAGGGCUGGACGUGGAGCCGUGGUUUCCUGGCGAGGCCCGUGUGAUGGUGCCUGGAGGAAGGAAGCGCGGUGACAGCGCCUCAGUCGGAACCCAGGUUCCGGGGGCGAGGAGGCCCGGGGACGGCGGCCCUGGCGAGCUGGCCGCUGGCGGGGCGAGCGGUCACAAUAGGAGGCGGCGGCCCGGCCCGGAGCGGUGGGAGCAACUCCGCAGGGCGGAGCCUCCCCUCGCAGGUACUGGCCGCGGCGGCCGUUGGCUCCCGCGCGAGGGCGGUACUGGUCGCGGGAGGUGGGGAGCCGGCGGGCCGCGCUUGGCCGACGUUUCCCGGCAGCCCGGCGCUCUUUGUUCCCGCCGCGGCGGGGGGCCGGCCCGCCCCUGCCAGGCUGAGACGCAGAGUGAAGAUAGUCCAAGUCCUAAGAGACAGCGCCUCUCUCAUUCAGUCUUUGAUUAUACGUCAGCAUCACCAGCUCCCUCACCACCAAUGCGACCAUGGGAGAUGACAUCAAAUAGGCAGCCCCCUUCAGUUCGACCAAACCAACAUCAUUUCUCAGGGGAACGAUGCAACACACCUGCACGCAACAGAAGAAGUCCUCCUGUUAGGCGUCAGCGAGGAAGAAGGGAUCGUCUGUCUCGACAUAAUUCCAUCAGUCAAGAUGAAAAUUACCACCAUCUCCCUUAUGCACAGCAUCAAGCAAUAGAGGAACCUCGAGCCUUCCACCCUCCGAAUGUAUCUCCCCGUCUGUUACAUCCAGCUGCUCAUCCACCCCAGCAGAAUGCAGUCAUGGUUGACAUACAUGAUCAGCUCCAUCAAGGAACAGUUCCUGUCUCCUACACGGUAACCACGGUGGCACCCCAUGGGAUUCCACUCUGCACAGGCCAGCACAUCCCUGCUUGCAACACACAACAAGUCCCAGGAUGCUCUGUGGUUUUCAGUGGACAACACCUCCCUGUGUGCAGUGUGCCUCCUCCAAUGCUUCAGGCAUGUUCAGUUCAGCACUUGCCAGUACCAUACGCUGCGUUCCCGCCCCUUAUUUCUAGUGAUCCAUUUCUUAUACACCCACCUCACCUUUCUCCCCAUCCUCCUCCUCACUUGCCACCGCCAGGCCAGUUCGUCCCUUUCCAAACACAGCAGUCACGAUCGCCUCUGCAAAGGAUAGAAAACGAAGUGGAGCUCUUAGGAGAACAUCUUCAAGUAGGCAGUUUCACUUAUCCUCCUUCGGCCCAUCCCCCAACAUUACCUCCAUCAGCACCUUUGCAGUUCCUGACACAUGAUCCUUUGCAUCAGGAGGUGUCCUUUGGCGUCCCUUAUCCUCCGUUUAUGCCUCGGAGACUCACAGGACGUAGUAGAUACCGAUCCCAGCAGCCAAUGCCACCCCCGCCUUAUCAUCCCAGCUUACUGCCAUAUGUGUUAUCAAUGCUUCCAGUACCACCUGCAGUGGGCCCAACUUUCAGCUUUGAAUUGGAUGUGGAAGAUGGAGAAGUAGAAAAUUAUGAGGCCCUGCUCAACCUGGCAGAACGGCUUGGAGAGGCAAAGCCUCGGGGCCUGACUAAAGCAGAUAUUGAACAGCUUCCUUCCUACAGGUUCAACCCUAACAACCACCAGUCAGAGCAGACUUUGUGUGUAGUGUGCAUGUGUGACUUUGAGUCAAGGCAGCUUCUUAGAGUCUUACCCUGUAACCACGAGUUCCAUGCCAAGUGUGUCGAUAAAUGGCUUAAGGGAAAUCGUACUUGCCCAAUUUGCCGAGCUGAUGCUUCAGAAGUGCAUCGGGAUUCAGAGUGACCAGCCGAAGAGCACAGAUUUAGUUUGGGUGUUCCUCAUCACGUGUAUAUAUGGACUAUCCAUUGAACUUAACCUGUGUGGCUUCCAGCCCUCCCUUUACCAAAAGGGUCAAUGGACCUUUCUUUGCACUGUGUGACUUAAUCAACUAUAAAAGCUUACAAUUAGUCUUCACAAUUAUGGGAUUGUUAUACUAACUGUGUGAUUGGAACUCCAAAGAUCUUUUCUUUAGCUUAAUUUCGUGUGCACUAACAUUCCCUGGUUUUUGUGUGAUCAUUCCGAGUGUUGCUGCAAGAUUACAGUGGACGUGAUCUUUUAGCAUGUGCUUUUAUAAAAAAUGGUAGCUCCAGAUGAUAUAGCAAUCUACCUUAUAUAGAGCCUUCAGAAACUGUGAGUGGAAAUGAGUGCCGUGUAUGACUGUUGGUGAUAAGUGAAUCUGUGUGAGAGAGUGUGUGCAACUACAUGUGUGGGGGCAUGGUAGCUACUGUGUGUAUGAGAUCCUAUAUACCAGCAUGUACCAAGAAUGUGUGUGUAGUUUUAAUUAUGCUGCAAUGUAUAAUCUGGUGUGUUAUUUAAACAGCACUAGUACUGUACACUGGUUUUCCCCUUGUGUUUGCUGUUGCACACUGAUUGCUAAGGGUGCAUCAAUUCUAAGCAUUGAAUACUCCAUCCCUUUCCCUCCCAAUGAAUGGAAUGAGAAAAGCCUUCUUCUUUUGCUUCAGGCAGCUGUCCCUUCUCUUCCUUUGUGACCCUAAGUGGGGCACUUAAGAAAAAAGUGUCAGAUUCUCACUCCAUGACCUGAUUUUUUUUUUCAAUUCUGUUGUAAAAGAAACUUUGAAGUCUCUAACUUGCUAUUUCCAAAAAGAAGGUGCAAUAUCAUACAUCGUCAUUAGCAAUAUUAGCAUUUCAAUCAGUGAUCUGAGUGUUGAUACUUGUUUUUCCUUUACAUUUCCAGUAAUGUCUUACAGAAAGGACCUGCGCUUUUAUUAAUGUGUAGAUUUGUAGUCUGUUCCUGAAGAUGUUCAAGUAAUAUAUUUUCAAGAAUGCCACUGGUCCCAUAAGUCUUGCCUCCUUGACUUCCACCAGAACAAAAUCUGUUACCUAACUCAGCCUGAUUUCUGGUGUGUGUUCUUUGCUCAGGCCUCUGUGGGCAACUAAAUUGUUUUAAGAGAACGAUUUCUGUUGGUGUUAAGUGAGUUCCCACACUCCGGUCCUGGAGUUCUCAUUGAAACCUUUGUUUCAAUGGAUCAAGUACUGUGACAGCUUAUUCCUUAGGCCUGGUUUGCUUUGAUGUCUAAAAGUAGAACAGGUACCCAGAAUAGUUACAGUGUAAAUGAAGAUUGGAUUUUUGUAUAAAAAGAAAUAAUGCUGUCAAACAGGAAUUGACCUUUAUUUAAUCUGGCAUGAUACAUAGCUGUGUAAAACAAAACAGAUUCAUUGACCCUAAAUCAGAUUGUUGGAAGUCAUUUAUCAGUAACAUUGGAUUCCUUUCUCCUUCUCUCAGUGUGCUCAGCCUUGCCUGCCUCUUCGUGAGUUAUUGGCAUCUGUUUGCAGCCUCACAUGCUGCAGCCUUUCCGUCACUAUGUGACAUCUCGCUGCCAACCUCACUCAACUCGCAAUUGGCACUGGGCCUAUUUUUUUACUCUGAUAGGGAGAGUGUUCAACUACUUGUUACUGCCAUGAUUCUUGCCCUCCCUUCAAGACUCUAAGCUCAUCACAGCCUAGAGUUCAGGAAAGUCAAUUCACACAGAAGCACAAUUUUUUCUUCUUCCAGACACUGUUGCCUCUAUCUAGUCAAAUAGGAUUUGACCUACUUUCUGUUUGCCCCUAGAUUGUGUUUAUGUCAGAAAUACACUGAAACAGUGGUUACUUUUAAAUCAUUAGGAUACCCCCUCCUGUUGCUAAUGAAUAAAAAGGCGUGUUAAAAACCAAAAUUAUUGACAUAGCAGUCAGCUCCAAAUCACAUACAGUUUAAUCUUUUUUUAAUUUGAAGAAAUCAUGUUUAAAAUGGCAAGUCCAUAUUAUAUAUACACUUUUAUAUAGCUGCAAAAACUUUAUACCUGUACAGCUCUAGCGUAACACUGUUCCACUCAGUAUUUGUUUCAUUGAUGCACACAAGGGAAGCACUUUCCUAAUUUAUACAGAGACACUGAAUACCCAGGCACAUUGUGCUGAUGACUGGAAAGUAGCCUUUCUUUAUUCUAUGGAUGUUUGCCAUAAAGUCCCCUUUCCAGUAGAUUUUUUAAAAAUAGAGGUAGUUGGCGAUUUAGAAGGCAUCAGGUCUGUCCUGGUGAGACUCUGGUUUGCAUUUCUGACUGCGGUCUCCUUGGGGGUGUUUUGUCUUAGCACAGCACUCUUAGAGAUGGUUCAGACUUUUGUUCUCUGAGUGGUUAGUGUAUUUUAGGAGCGCGCUUGGUGUGAUGUCCAAGUAGCCAUGGUGGGCAUCUUUGUGGCCAGCAAAUGAGAAAGUGCAGUUGACUCUGCCUAGCUGUCACUUUGGGGAGAUGUACCAGGUGACAAAUGCAUAUUGGUAGCCUUCAUCCUCUCUGCUAGAACAAUAUUGGCCUUUACUGUCUUAACUCAGCUGUGGGUUUUUGUUUGUUUGUUUGUGCUUUUUGUUUUUGUAGUCUUUAGUUUUGGGUGUUUGUUUUUUGUUUUUGUAGGUUUUAGUUGUGGGGUUUGGGCUUUUUAUUUGUAUUUUGGUUUGUGUGGGGUUUGGUUUGUUUGUUUUUUGUUUUGUUUUCUGUGUUUUGCAUGAAUCACCAUAUUUUGUAUUUUUUUAACUCCAACCUCCACAAAACACCUCAAGGCCUCCAAGUAUCAAGAUAAUCAUACUAAGAUUUUUCUGUCCUGAAUUUUUUUUAGCAGAAUCUGAAAUUGUGAAAGCAUAUUAGAUUUAUAUACUCCCUGAACUAUAAUUUGCUAAAAUUCUCAAAUUUGGGGUCUCUUGUGAUAAUUGCAAGUGUGAUCUGCCUGCCAGCUUCUGAGAAUAAUUUUCCCAGUAUCUCUCUAGGCCUUCUUCAGAAGUCUGUCCUUCAUAGCGCAUCUGGUUACCUCAUGUUGCUGUUUGUUAAGAGUAUGAAAGUUCACAGGGGUGUUUGUUGGAAUCAUUUGCUGAGUCAUUUCCUCAAAUCAUAUUCCAUUGUAUCAGUUAACAUACAGUUUUAAAUGUAUGUAUUAUAAAUAUCUGUAACCAAAUCAUUUGAAGGCUUGAUAAAUUUUUAACAAAGUUUGUACAUUUUUUAUGAAAGUUACUAGUAAUGCUUUACUAAGUAGUGCAAUGAAUUUUUAUUUUUAAUCCCUGUGCCCAAUUUUGGAGUUGAGAGGGUUGUUGGUAAUAAAUGUAUGAUGUACACUUAAA